This is a messenger RNA of Achroia grisella, 2692 nucleotides long. RefSeq names its product integumentary mucin C.1-like. The record is from RefSeq and is a predicted model, not a curated record. Gene Ontology annotation, molecular function: chitin binding. Gene Ontology annotation, cellular component: extracellular region. The coding region runs from base 194 to 2692 and encodes 832 amino acids. The transcript has 9 exons. NCBI's taxonomy places the organism in Eukaryota, Metazoa, Arthropoda, Insecta, Lepidoptera, Pyralidae.
UGUUGAAGCGAUAUGUACAAAGUCGCAGGAUUAGUUAGUCUAAAUUAUUAAUCACAUAUCUCCGACAUUGAUCAGAUAACAUUUGUUAUUAAAAACAUAUAUAUAUAUCCGAGGGGUUAGUGCAUUCGCUGCAGUAUAUACAGAAACAUAGUGUGUAAAAAAAAUUGUGUAUAAGUGCAAUAAUUACUAAGAUAUGUACGGGAAGUUCCUGCUGCUCGCACUCCUGGCUGUCUGCCAGGGGAACGUCAUAAAGAAUUCAGAACCAUUUGAAGAGUGCUCUGAAUGUCCUCUGGAUAAGCAUUACCUGCUGCCCCACGAGUAUGACUGCACAAAGUUCUACUACUGCGAGUAUGGUGUGAGAUGGACAACCCCGAGAGACUGCGCUCCGGGAACUGAGUUCUCAUUUGAAUUGCAAGUAUGCAUACAUCCAUCUAUAGCAAACUGUGGUUUACCAGGCCCGUCAACUACCACUAGUAGUAGUACCACAACUAGUACCACACCUAGUACCACUACCACAACUGAAGAUCCAUGUGAAACAGAAGCACCAUGCGAUGAGGACGGAAGACUACCGAACGGCUGUCCCGUGUGUCCCGACGUACACCUGCUCCUGCCUGCUGAAGACUGCGGCCAGUUCUACUACUGCGCACACGGAGACAAAGUGAUAACAGAUUGCCCAGCCGGACUUCACUUCAAUCCCGUCUUACAGGUUUGUGACUGGCCACAAGUGGCCGGAUGUGAACCGACCAGCCCACCCUGCACUCCAGAAAGUGGUAGUAAUUGCGGAGAAAGCACUACUACUACUACAACCAGUACCACCUCUAGUACCACUACCAGUACCAGUACCACACCUAGUACCACUACCACAACUGAAGAGCCAUGUGAAACAGAAGCACCGUGCGAUGAGGACGCAAGACUACCGAACGGCUGCCCCGUAUGUCCCGACGUACACCUGCUCCUGCCUGCUGAAGACUGCAGCCAGUUCUACUACUGCGCACACGGAGACAAAGUGAUAACAGAUUGCCCAGCCGGACUUCACUUCAAUCCCGUUUUGCAGGUUUGUGACUGGCCACAAGUCGCCGGAUGUGAACCAACCAUUCCGCCCUGCACUCCAGAAAGUGGUAGUAAUUGCGGUGAAAGCACUACUACUACUACAACUGGUACCACUCCUAGCACCACUACCACAACUAGUACCACACCUAGUACCACUACCACAACUGAAGAGCCAUGUGAAACAGACCCACCGUGCGAUGAGGACGCAAGACUACCGAACGGCUGCCCCGUGUGUCCCGACGUACACCUGCUCCUGCCUGCUGAAGACUGCGGCCAGUUCUACUACUGCGCACACGGAGACAAAGUGAUAACAGAUUGUCCAGCCGGACUUCACUUCAAUCCUGUCCUACAGGUUUGUGACUGGCCACAAGUGGCCGGAUGUGAACCGACCAGCCCACCCUGCACUCCAGAAAGUGAUAAUAAUUGCGGUGAAAGCACUACUACUACAACCACAACCAGUACCACACCUAGUACCACUACCAGUACCAGUACCACACCUAGUACCACUACCACAACUAGUACCACACCUAGUACCACUACUACAACUGAAGAGCCAUGUGAAACAGAAGCGCCGUGCGAUGAGGACGGAAGAUUACCAAACGGCUGUCCCGUAUGUCCCGACGUACACCUGCUCCUGCCUGCUGAAGACUGCGGCCAGUUCUACUACUGCGUACACGGAGACAAAGUGAUAACAGAUUGCCCAGCUGGACUUCACUUCAAUCCUGUCCUACAGGUUUGUGACUGGCCACAAGUGGCCGGAUGUGAACCGACCAGUCCACCCUGCACUCCAGAAAGUGGUAAUAAUUGCGGUGAAAACACUACUACUACAACCACAACCAGUACCACCCCUAGUACCACUACCACAACUAGUACCACACCUAGUACCACUACCACAACUGAAGAACCAUGUGAAACAGACCCACCCACUACUACUACUACAACCACAACCACACCUAGUACUACUACUACAGCCAGUACCACUACCACAAGCAGUACAACUCCCAGUACGACUACUACUACUAGUACCACACCGAGUACCACUACCAGUACCAGUACCACACCUAGUACCACUACUACAACUGAAGAGCCAUGUGAAACAGAAGCACCGUGCGAUGAGGACGGAAGAUUACCGAACGGCUGUCCCGUAUGUCCCGACGUACACCUGCUCCUGCCUGCUGAAGACUGCGGCCAGUUCUACUACUGCGUACACGGAGACAAAGUGAUAACAGAUUGCCCAGCUGGACUUCACUUCAAUCCUGUCCUACAGGUUUGUGACUGGCCACAAGUGACCGGAUGUGAACCGACCAGCCCACCCUGCACUCCAGAAAGUGGUAAUAAUUGCGGUGAAAACACUACUACUACAACCACAACCAGUACCACCCCGAGUACCACUACCACAACUAGUACCACACCUAGUACCACUACCACAACUGAAGAUCCAUGUGAAACAGAAGAACCGUGUGAUGAGGAUGCAAGACUACCGAACGGCUGCCCCGUAUGUCCCGACGUACACCUGCUCCUGCCUGCUGAAGACUGCGGCCAGUUCUACUACUGCGUACACGGAGACAAAGUGAUAACAGAUUGCCCAGCCGGACUUCACUUCAAUCCUGUCCUACAGGUGACAUAUUUCUCAAUUUCAUAG